AUGCCCGGCUGCACCGAGACCUCGGGCGUCCGGGGGCAGGGCGGGGGCGGCGGGGAGAAGGAGGCGUCGGAGACUCUGAACCCCGGAAAAGUUCAAGCCGCGGUGCCGCUGCCCGGGCAGGCGGCGCUGAGCCUGCCCGUGUGGAGCCCGGGCCCUGGUCGAGACUGGAGGGAGCGCCAAGCAAGGGAGCUCGGCGAGGGGACCAGCCGCUGGCCGCCCACCCCGGGGUCCUCGGUGCGGGCGUUGUCUAGGGUCGUGGCGACCCGCGCUGCCGCUAGUUCGGAUUCGAGCUGGGCCGCGGGGCUGGGGAAACGGACACUGGGCUCUCGGCAAGCCUGCGAGACGCUAGUGGCCACCCGGCCCGGGGACCGCACGUGCGACUCCCCCCCUACUAGCCGCACUGAUCCUGCAGGGGGCACCAGACGGGGGGAGUUAGAGGCUCCUCCCGCCCCGAGCGGCGCCCCCACCAGUUCCGAGGGUGUAGCCGGCGGCGCCUGGGACGCCCCCUCCCCUCAAACCUGGGACCAAGUCGUCGUCGACCGCUGCCCCCUGCCGCCCCCUCCUCGGCCGGCCAUGGCCCCAGGGAUGCCGGGCCGCGGCGGCGCCGCCCUGCUCUGCCUCUCGGCGCUGCUCGCCCACGCCGCCGCUCCCAGCUUAGCAUCUCGGGCUGCAGCUCCAGUUACCUCUAGCCCCCGCAAACCCUUUGGCGGGAGCGGAGGCUGCGAGCCCCGCCCUGGGGGCCGAAUCCGGCCCCGGAAAAGGGCGGGAGGCCGGCGGGGCCCCGGGGGGCUGCUCGGGUCCACGGGGAUCGUGUCUACCCCUCCACUGGCGCGCAGCCCGGUGCGGGGCCGCGCCGCCCACUGCCUCGCUCCCUGCGGCGGUGUUGGAGAAGGGGAGUGGACUGACAGGGGCCCGGGGAGCCGCGGGGACUCGCCCGCCCGCCGUCCUGCUCGCCUCGGGCUCCGCGGUAAAGGGGGUGGGAGAGGGAGGAGCCGGGGUUGGCGCGCUUUGGCAGUGGGACAGCAGGGAUACGGAUGGGGGCCCGAGGGUCGCGGAAGAGUACCCCUACCCCCGGAGUGGGAGCUCAGAUCCGACGGAAGGAGGCUGCAGCGGGCCUUACGCAAGCUGGAGGCGCUCCAGGAGGUCAGGGGCGCUGACCAAGCCGGGAGGGAGAGAGCUGGAGCCUCUGGCCGCUCCCACCCGGCCAGCCCCAGUCCGCCAGGGCCCCAGGCCAGCCCGGUGCUGCCGAUCAGCUACCGCCUGUCGCACACGCGACUGGCCUUCUUCCUGCGCGAGGCGCGGCCCCCGCCGCCCACGGUGGCCAACGGCUCCCUGCAGCGCUCCGAGCCCUUCGUGGUGUUCCAGACCAAGGAGCUGCCCGUCCUCAACGUCUCCCUGGGGCCCUUCAGCACCAGCCAGGUGGUGGCCCGGGAGCUCCUGCAGCCGUCCAGCACUCUGGACAUCCCCGAGCGCCUGACGGUCAGCUGGAAGGUGCGCGCCUUCAUCGUCCACCCGCGCGUGCCCGCCUCGCAGCCCGUGGCCCAGGUGCUGUUCUACGUGGCCGGCCGCGACUGGGAUGACUUCGGUGUCACCGAGCGGCUGCCCUGCGUCCGCCUGCACGCCUUCCGCGACGCCCGGGAGGUCAAGAGCUCCUGCCGCCUCAGCGGGGGUCUGGCCACCUGUCUCGUGCGGGCCGAGCUGCCCCUGGCCUGGUUCGGGCCCCCAGCUCCGGCCGCGCAGCCCAGCGCCCGCCGCAAGUCUCCGGAUGGGCUGGAGCCCGAGGCGACCGGGGAGAGUCAGCAAGCCGAGCUCUACUACACGCUUCAUGCCCCCGAUGCAUCGGGGGGGUGUGGGGGGACCCGCCGGGGCGCCGGACCCGGAGCGGGGGCGCGGGCCGAGAGCCCCACCCAGCACCCGCUGCUGCGCAUCGGAAGCAUCAGCCUGUUCCGCCCGCCCCCCAGGAGGACCCUUCAGGAGCACAGGCUGGACAGCAACCUGAUGAUCCGGCUGCCGGACAGGCCCCUCAAGCCGGGCGAGGUGCUCAGCAUCGUCCUCUACCUGGCCCCCAACUCCUCCUCUCCCUCCAGCCCCGGCCUGGAGCACUUCACUCUGAGGGUGAAGGCCAAGAAGGGUGUGACCCUUCUAGGAACCAAGUCACGGAGUGGCCAAUGGCACGUGACCUCAGAGCUGCUGACUGGGGCCAAGCAUUCAACAGCCACCGUGGAUGUGUCCUGGGCCCAGGGCACACCGCUGCCCCCCUGGGAGGGCCAGGGGCCCCUGGAGAUUCUGCAGCUGGACUUUGAGAUGGAGAAUUUCACCAGCCAGUCAGUCAAGCGCAGGAUCAUGUGGCACAUUGACUACCGGGGCCACGGAGCCCUGCCGGACCUGGAGCGGGCCGUGACCGAGCUGACGGUCAUCCAGCGGGACGUGCAGGCCAUCCUGCCCCUGGCCAUGGACACAGAGAUCAUCAACACAGCCAUCCUGACGGGCCGGACAGUGGCCAUCCCUGUCAAAGUCAUCGCCAUCGAGGUGACUGGCCUUGUUCUAGAUGUCUCUGCCCUGGUGGAAUGCGAAUCUGAUAAUGAGGACAUCAUCAAGGUAUCCAGCAGCUGUGACUAUGUGUUUGUUAGCGGAAAGGAAUCCCGCGGGUCCAUGAACGCCAGGGUCACCUUCCGCUACGACGUCCUCAACGCCCCCCUGGAAAUGACCGUCUGGGUGCCCAAGCUGCCCCUACACAUCGAGCUCUCGGAUGCCCGCCUCAGCCAAGUGAAGGGCUGGAGGGUUCCUAUCCUUCCUGACCGGAGGUCAGCCCGGGAGAGUGAGGAUGAGGAGGAGGAGGAGGAGAGGCCCCAGAGCGCGAGUCGCGGCUGCACCUUGCAGUACCAGCAUGCCACCCUGCAGGUUUUCACCCAGUUCCACACGACGUCAUCGGAGGGCACCGACCAGGUGGUCACCAUGCUGGGCCCGGACUGGCUGGUGGAAGUCACCGACCUGGUCAGUGACUUCAUGCGGGUGGGUGACCCCCGAGUGGCACGCAUGGUAGACAGCAGCACGCUGGCUGGGCUGGAGCCAGGCACCACUCCCUUCAAGGUGGUGUCCCCCCUGACGGAGUCCGUGCUCGGGGAGACACUGCUGACAGUGACGGAGGAGAAGGUCAGCAUCACACAGUUGCAGGCCCAGGUGGUGGCCAGCCUCGCCCUCUCCCUCCGACCCAGCCCUGGGAGCAGCCACACCAUCCUGGCCACCGCCGCCGCCCAGCAGACCCUCAGCUUCCUCAAGCAGGAAGCCCUCCUGAGCCUCUGGCUCUCCUAUAGCGAUGGCACCACGGCCCCACUCUCCCUCUACAGCCCCCGGGACUAUGGGCUGCUGGUGAGCAGUCUGGACGAGCGCGUGGCCACGGUGACCCAGGACCGGGCCUUUCCACUGGUGGUGGCGGAAGCCGAGGGGGCCGGGGAGCUGCUCCGCGCGGAGCUCACCAUCGCCGAGAGCUGCCAGAAGACCAAGCGCAAGAGUGUGCUGGCCACGACCCCCGUGGGCCUGCGGGUGCACUUUGGGCGGGACGAGGAGGAUCCCACCUACGACUACCCGGGCCCCAGCCAGCCAGGGCCCGGCGGGGGCGAGGACGAGGCCCGGGGAGCUGGCCCGCCGGGCACGGCGGGACCCCGACCUGAGGCCGCGGGCCCUGGCACUGCCAGCUCGGCUGUGCCACCCACGGAAGACUUCCUGCCGCUGCCCACCGGCUUCCUGCAGAUGCCCCGGGGGCUGACGGACCUGGAGAUCGGCAUGUACGCGCUGCUGGGCGUCUUCUGCCUGGCCAUCCUCGUCUUCCUCAUCAACUGCAUCGUCUUCGUGCUGCGCUACCGGCACAAGCGCAUCCCGCCCGAGGGCCAGACCAGCAUGGACCACUCUCACCACUGGGUGUUCCUGGGCAACGGGCAGCCGCUGCGGGUGCAGGGGGAGCUGUCGCCGCCCGCCAGCAACCCGAUGGAGACCGUGCCCGCCUGCUGCCACGGUGACCACCACAGCAGCGGCAGCUCGCAGACCAGCGUCCAGAGUCAGGUGCACGGGCGGGGCGACGGCUCCUCGGGCGGCUCGGCCCGGGACCAGGCCGAGGACCCCGCCAGCUCGCCCACCUCCAAGCGCAAGCGGGUCAAGUUCACCACCUUCACCACGCUGCCCUCGGAGGAGCUGGCCUAUGACUCGGUGCCCGCCGGCGAAGAGGACGAGGAAGACGAAGAGGACCUGGGCUGGGGCUGCCCGGAUGUGACGGGCACCACGCGGCCCGCCCCGCCUCCUGACCUGCACAAUUACAUGCGCAGAAUCAAAGAGAUUGCGUAGAGGUGCGGUCCCGACUCCUCCCGCCCCAUCAGGGCAGGGUGGGCUCUGUGUGAUUCUCAGCCGCUGCUCACAUGUGAUGUGGGCCGGAGCGAGUGGAUGUUAUAGUCCGGCCCCUGCAGCUUUGCUCCUCCGGGGUGGGGAGGGCCGCCCCCCGCACCACGGUGGUCCUUCCUCCCCGCCUCACCCUCACCCUCCUCUGCCCCCAAAGGUGGAGGCGCCUUCCUCCUGGAGCUGGCUACGAGGAAAGCAAUCCCAGCCCUCCUUCUCCCCUUUCCAAUCCUCCUCCCAUCUUAGACAACCCCUCUGCCCCAAGUGGGGGGCAUGGAAGUCAAGCUUGGGCCGAGGGCCCCGCCCCGCUUGUCUCCUGCUUCCCCCAUGCAGGGGGGCGGGGCGGGGGGCGCGGUUCUGGGGGGAGCCUUGUGUUACAAGCUGCACAAAGACUUUUCUCAAACCACUAUUCAGGGAUUUCUGUCCUGCAGGGUGGGGAGGCAGCGGCUGCCUGCCCUGCCAAGGAUCUUGCUGUGGAUAAAACAUUUGGGGGGGAGCAGGGAAUAUUUGUAGCAUCUGCUGGCUUCCGGGUGCCCCCCUCCCCUAAGAUCUGGGAGCUAACUCUAUAGAGAAGGCUGGGGUCAAGCCAGGCGCCUCUCUGAGAUCUCAGGACUCCGUCCUCUGCCCCCAAGGGCUGUGGGCAGGCCCUCAGGGGGAGGAGUCAUGGGUCCACCCCAGAGCACUGUGGUCUGGGCGCCCAGGAGCCCUGGGUGCCUCCCGCCCACCCCUCAGCAAGAUCAACACCACGCCUUAGCCGCCCCUCCCGCUCCGCCCACCCCUCCUUCCUCUCUGCGGGGGUGGCCACCCACUCCCCCACUGGGCAGCGUCCCAUGGGAGGGGUCGAGGGCACCAGGCAACUGCUGGGAAGGACUGUGGGAUGAGCAAGGCAGAGGGAGCCGCGGCUCCCUGACCCCGUCCCACGGCCGCCCUUCUCUCGGGUUCUACCCACCACUGUGUCAGAUUUUUCUUAAAUAA
Messenger RNA from Dama dama (fallow deer), 5361 nucleotides. RefSeq names its product transmembrane protein 132E (gene TMEM132E). The record is from RefSeq and is a predicted model, not a curated record. Bases 1 to 4338 code for a protein of 1445 amino acids. The transcript has 15 exons. NCBI's taxonomy places the organism in Eukaryota, Metazoa, Chordata, Mammalia, Artiodactyla, Cervidae.